Molecule: messenger RNA, 2427 nt
Organism: Tympanuchus pallidicinctus (lesser prairie-chicken)
Lineage: Eukaryota; Metazoa; Chordata; Aves; Galliformes; Phasianidae
Product: disintegrin and metalloproteinase domain-containing protein 18-like
Exons: 19
Coding region: 1-2427 (808 amino acids)
Biological process (GO): proteolysis; cell adhesion; binding of sperm to zona pellucida
Cellular component (GO): plasma membrane
Molecular function (GO): metalloendopeptidase activity
Source: RefSeq, a predicted model, not a curated record
AUGGAGCUGCUCCUGGUGAUGCUGCUGGCGAUGCUGGACGUUCUGCAAACCCAGUUCGUUUCUUUAGAUUCACAAGUGCCUCUGCACAUCACGGUUCCCCAGAGGGUGCUCUCAAACACAACUGGAGAGAUGGACACGCAGUCCUACAUCCUCUCAGUGGAAGGGCGGCCGUACACCAUUCACCUCAAGCAGCAGUUCUUUUUACCUGCUGAUUUCAGCAUUUACACAUACAACGAGACAGGAUCGUUGCGCUCUGAUUCACCCUAUAUCAAGGGCGACUGCUACUACCGUGGCUACAUCGAGGGCAUUCCUGGCUCAGCAGUGACCCUCAGCACAUGCAUGGGGCUCAGGGGCCUGCUGCAAUUCCACAAUGCCAGCUAUGGGAUCGAGCCGCUGGGCUCCUCGCCCUCCUUCCAGCACGUGGUUUAUCCCGUGAGCACUGGGGCUGCAGUUGAGGCUCUGCUCCCACACGGCCACCUUGGGGUCAGCAGGGAUGCCCUGGCGGCUGACGGCAGCUCUGACACAGCACAACCAGCUCUGAAACUACUGUCAAGGCACCGCAGAGAGGUGUUGCUCCAUGUGGUUCUGGAAAGGAGUUUGUACAGGCACCUGGGGGACGACCAAUACAUCGUGUCACAGAAGGUGGUUCAGCUCAUCAGCUUCCUUGACAGCAUGUUCAGCUCCCUGAAUGUGACCGUGACGUUGUCCUCUAUGGAGGUCUGGAGGUUGAGGAACAAAAUUCAGACCACGGGGGCUGGAGAAGUGGUGCUGCUGCGCUUCUUGAAUUGGAAGAGGAGCAACGCAAUCCUGCGGCACUACGUAGUGCCCUACCUGCUGAUGUACCGGGACCAGGCUGACUUUGUGGGUGCGACCUCUCCGGGGAUGCUGUGCCGCAGAGAUGCAUCUGGUGCUGUGGCCGUGCUGCAGCGCGCCGUGACUCUGGAAUCAUUCUCCGUCGUCCUGGCGCAGCUGCUGGGGCGCAGCCUGGGCAUGGGGUUUGAUGAUGGCCGGGGCUGCCACUGCCCCACACACACCUGUGUCAUGGAAUGGAGAGCACUACGCAUCGGUGGGGCAAAGACCUUCAGCAGCUGCAGCGCUGCAGACCUGGAGCAGUUCCUAUGGCUAAACCCAGAGUGCCCCUUCCUCAGUGCCCUGCAGUUGCACCCCGACCCCAGAGCCGCCGUCUGCGGCAACGGCGUGGUGGAGCACGACGAGCAGUGCGACUGCGGUGGCGAUGUGGUGAGAGGGAUGGGGAAUGGUUGUGGGGCUGGGAUCCCUGCCCUGCUCCCUGACGGCAGGACGGGGGCAGCACUCAUCCUGCAGCGAGAGCAAAAGCUCAUAGUGUGCUUGCAGGCGUGUGCAGUGGAUGCGUGCUGCACUACGCAGUGCAAGCUGAAGCCCGGCUCGGAGUGUUCCUUGGGACUGUGCUGUGCAAAAUGCCAGUUCAAAGCUCCCAACACUCCGUGCCGUCCCUCCGCCGACGCUCAGUGCGAUCUGCCCGAGUUCUGCAACGGCUCCUCUGCCUCCUGCCCCCCUGAUGUCUACGUGCAGGACGGGCACAGCUGUGAGCACAGCACAGGCUACUGCUACCACGGGCGCUGCCAGUCUGCUGAGCUGCAGUGCCAGCAGUUCUAUGGGAGAGGUGCAAAAAACGCCCCUUUGGUGUGUUAUGAAGAAAUCAACAGUCAUCAGGAUAGGUUUGGGCACUGCGGCCAUCGGCUGCUGGAUGGCUACCAGCCCUGCUCCUGGCUGAAUCUGGGUUGUGGAAAGCUCAUCUGCACAUACCCAAAUCAAGUUCCCUUCACCAAAUUAAAGGGUGCCAUCAUUUAUGCUCAAGUGCGAGAACAUCUGUGCGUGUCUUUUGAUGUAAUGCAUGCACCCAGUGAGGCAGAUCCUCUCCUGGUUAAGGACGGCACAAAAUGUGGUCCUGGAAAGGUGUGCAUGAAUGGCACGUGCCACCCACACUCCAUUCUGAACUAUGACUGCAAUGCAGAGAAAAAAUGCCAUGGGCACGGGGUGUGCAAUAACAAGAAAAACUGCCACUGCCAGCCAGGCUGGAAUCCACCCCACUGCAGCACGCGGGGAUCUGCGCUGGGUGGCAGCACUGACAGCGGGCAGCGGCUGCGGGAAAUGGAGAGCCAUGCCCCGAAGGUCUCUCCGAAGGAUAGGCUGAAAAACGCGCUGCUGCUGAGCUUCUGCCUCCUCGUCCCCAUCCUCAUCUGCAUCGUCAUCCUGAUCAUGAAGUGGAGCCGGCUGAUGCGGCGCUGUGCCAGGAGUGAGAUGGAAGCUGCUGACUCCGCAGACGAGGCGACCAGCAGCAUCGGGAGCAACGAGAGCAGCGGGAGCAGCCGGAGCAGCCGUGCGGGGAUGGAGCCGGAGCCGGAGCGUGGCUCGGGGCAGCGCGCGGGGGAUUCACGCGAGCAAUAA